GCUGACAAUGUACUUAUAGAGGAAAACUACUAAAGUAAGUGAGGUGGGGGCAGCAUUUCUGUAAAGUAAUAAGAGAUUUAGGAGAACAUGUAGAGUAUUAUACCUGCCAGAGAGGGCACAAGCUGGUGGAUGAAGACCGUUGGAGUGAAUUUCAUGAGCCGAAGGAUGGGAAGAAACAGCUCACAUCUGGCUAACGUGAAUAAAGACUUGCCCAGGCUAGUGCGCUCUCCAUAGUAUGAUCACCAUUUUGGCUCCUUCUGCGGCCUCAUUGGCUUCUUCCUCCCAGUGAAAGAGCUGGCUCUUCCUUCCUUGCUGCUUUGUCUUCCUGCGUCCAUGCCACCCAGCUCACACCUCAUUGGGCUGCAACGCUGUUUUCCUGCCUGCAGGAUGCAGGGUUUUCCCUCAGUUCUCAAGUGGAUUUUUGCAUUCAUAGCUGUUAUUGCUGCUGUUGCUUUUAUUGAUUUGGUCAUUAGAGGCUCUGCAGGUGCUGCUGGCUGCCCGCGUGCUCCUACGCAUGCAGCUGCUGCAACUGGUUCUGGGCAUUGUAAAUGGAGUCCACCCAGCCCUGGCACAGAGCCUGCCCGCUGGCCUGGAACGUGUAGGCCCCCACGCGCUGUGGAGCUCAUUCAGGCUGCCCUCCAACAGCAGCUGACGCGUCUCCUCCGGGGAGGCACCUGGGAUGGGCGCGGUCAGGUCCAGGUGCAGAAAUUCUUUCAGGAGCUUGUCCACCUCGUCGUUGCUACCCUCCACCACCUCGUAGGCGUCCAUGCUGCUCACCACGGCGGCCAGCUGCUGCCGCUCCUGUCGCUGCCGCAUGCACGCGUUCACGUGGUGGAUGAAGUGCUCCACGGAGCUGAUCAUGGUGAUGACGGCCUCCUUGGCACGUGGCUCGUCCCUCUUCCUCAGCACCGACUUGAGCAGCAGCGGGUACUUGUAUUCAUUCAAGAAAAACCAUCAGAACAUCCCCAAACUACAAAAUGUUCCGGAAAAUGGAUUGGAGUAGGAGAUAAGUGUUUCUAUUUUUCUGAAGAUACUAAGAAUUGGACAGCCAGUAAAAUAUUUUGCAGUUCACAGGGAUCAGAACUUGCUCAAAUUGAUACACCUGGAGAUAUGGAAUUUUUGAAGAAGCACACGGGAACAUCUAUGCACUGGAUUGGGUUGAGCAGAAAACAAGGAGAGCCUUGGAAAUGGACAAAUGGCACCACAUUCAAUGCUUGGUUUGAAAUUGAUGGGAAUGGAUUAUUUGCUUUUCUGAAUGGUGAUGGAGUUUACAGUUCAAGGGGAUUUGUUGAUAUCAAGUGGAUUUGCAGCAAACCGAGAUUUUAAUAGAGAAAAAAACUGAGAAAUGACUACCACCAUUUGAGAAUAGACUAGCCCUGGCUGGAUAGCUCAGUUGAUUGGAGCAUUUUCCUGUACACCAAAAGGUUGUGGGUUCAUGCUCAGGACAGAAUGAUGUUUCACUCUCCUUUCUCCUCUCUCUCAAAUCAAUAAGCAGAUCCUCAGGUGAGCAUACAAAAAAUAAAGUGAAAGACUAAAGUUAGUUUUCACUUCUGAGGCUGUGAAAGUGUGGCAGGAUAGGAAGAAGUUAGGGAAAACUCCCAACAAGUAGAAUGAGGAAGCUGGAGGGGCAUCACAGGAGGAUAAGCCUCUCAGUCAUCUCAUCAAAGCCCCCACCUGCAGGCAUGAUCAAAGGGAAACAGUUCAUGUCAGGAAAAACUCCUGAGGUGGUCACAGAAAUCAAAGCUACAACCUGAUCAGUCCAAGAUGAAGGAAGCGUUGACCAGAGAAGAAGAUAAAGGGGGGAUAAAUGGUAAUGGAAGAAAGUUUGCCUUGGGAUGGUAGUCACAAUAUAAUAGAGAUGAUGUACUGUAGAAUUGUAUUCCUGAAUCCUGUAUAAUUUUAUUAAGCAAUACCUGUAGCUGGACAAGUUGUAGCUGGACAAGUGGAAUGAAAAGUUAACUAGAAGAGGACGUUCUGCCAGGAAACAGCGGGAGCCUGCAAGCAGGCCACGUCAGAACAAAGUCUUGCAAGCAAGACUUAUUGUUCAGAGGCAGAACUUUCCUUGACAUGAUAAAUAGUCCAUGAGGGCAUGGAAAGCCAGGGAGGGUGCACUGCUGCAGGUGGAAAGGGUCUUGGUAUAACAUAGGAAAUUAAUAGUGCAAUGUAUAACUUAGCUCAGAUGAUCUCAUAAGCAUGCCCGUUAAUCAUUGUCACUUGCUGUACUCCAUUGUUAUUUGCUGUACUCCCCAAAUAAAAGCCAUGAGAGUUUUUAGGGGCAUUGCUACUUGCCUGAGCGGUAGCCCUCUGCUUCUUCAUA
Myotis myotis is the source of this 2317-nucleotide messenger RNA. RefSeq names its product C-type lectin domain family 2 member A (gene CLEC2A). Bases 334 to 1326 code for a protein of 330 amino acids. The transcript is spliced from 9 exons. NCBI's taxonomy places the organism in Eukaryota, Metazoa, Chordata, Mammalia, Chiroptera, Vespertilionidae. The record is from RefSeq and is a predicted model, not a curated record.